GGCUUCAGCACAACGUCGUUUUUCAGGGGAGGGUUGGGUUGGGCUGGGCCAUCUAUGCAGCCCAAACACAUAUACUUAUUCUCAGCCCAAAAAUAUUUAAAACAAAUUAUUGUUGUUAUUUUCUUUUUUAAAGGGAGAUUUUUCUUGCACAAGCAACACGAUGCCGGACUAGAGAUUUACACGAACCCACUAACCCACUACGUGUUGAGAGACUGAGCCUUCACUUGGGGCAUCGUAACUCAACACGUGUCAGCAAUGCAAUGCUCAUCCUCCUCUUCUGCAAAGCUUAAUUCAAAGUUGAAAACCACAGCACAUGUUUGGGUUCACCCUUUCCGAAAAUUCAUCACAGAGAGAGACCAAAACCUGCACACACACACACACACAGACAGAGAUGGCGGGGAAUGAAGAUUGGAGGAAAACGGCAGACACAACAAAAAUGAGUGCAGAGGAAGUGAAAAGAGCUGGAGUGGAGGCAUCAAAGAGGCCCCCUGGUCAUAACCCUGGCGGUGUUCUUCACCAGCGACGCAGGCUUCCCUUUAGCCCUACCGCCAUGGCCAUUACCGGCUUCCUCAUCACCGGCGUCAUCGGCUACUUCACCCUUUACCACCUCAAGAAGCCUGAAGCCUCCGCCGGAGAUGUCGCCAGAGUCGCCACCAAUGUCGCCGAGCCUGAGCAUACUCACCCCAGGAAAUAGUACUUUCAUUUAAUUAUUCUGAUUUUGAUCGAACGGGGAAGAAGAAACUCCACUAGGCUUGGCAGGGGUUUUUCUAAAGUUAUUAAUUUCAUAAUUUGUUUGUUGGCGUCUUUUUCUUCAUAGUUCAAUACUUGAUAUCUUCUUGUAGCAGCAAUCUUGUUGUAGUAGUGUAAAAUUUUCAA
Prunus persica (peach) is the source of this 876-nucleotide messenger RNA. RefSeq lists its product as uncharacterized. Bases 314 to 694 code for a protein of 126 amino acids. The transcript has a single exon. The record is from RefSeq and is a predicted model, not a curated record. Lineage: Eukaryota; Viridiplantae; Streptophyta; Magnoliopsida; Rosales; Rosaceae.